Molecule: messenger RNA, 5460 nt
Organism: Lachancea fermentati
Lineage: Eukaryota; Fungi; Ascomycota; Saccharomycetes; Saccharomycetales; Saccharomycetaceae
Source: the annotation of a GenBank genome assembly
AUGAAUCCGGAGAUCGGUAAUUUACGGGACUUCCUGGUAUCUCUUCCGAAACUGGCUAGUUUCAAAUAUAACGACACCUUAUGUUAUUUUCUUUGGAAAACACUCUCAAAAUGCAUAACAAUAGACCACCAGAAUAUCAACUGGAAGGAGGAAAUUCUAAUUUUCGAGACAGAUAACUGGAGAAAUGGGGUAUACGAAAGUGUACGGCUUCCUGAUGACUGGAGAGACGCGUUCUUUGAAGAUACAAAGGGAAAUGAACAUCGAGGUUCCGCCUGCAACAAACAAUGUCACCCUACUGAAACAGUCUACUACUGUUUUGAUUGUACAAAAAAUCCAUUGUACGAGGUAUGUGAGGAGUGCUUUGAUAAAACUAAGCAUGUAAACCACAGAUAUACGUCUCGGGUUGUGACGCGGCCUGAAGGUCGAGUAUGUCAUUGUGGAGAUCCUAGUGGAUUCAACGAUUCUAGAAGUGCAUAUAAAUGCAAGAAUGAGUCCAACAAUCAGCCUAUUAAACUUUCGUACGAUGAUAAUAGGCCGCUGUUAUCGACCUUCUCACAGCUUCUAGAUUAUCUGAUAGAUGCGGUAAUUUAUUUGAAGGAGCUUUACGAUGAACCUUCUAGAACUCUGAUGGCUAAUUCAAAAGGGAUUCUUGAAGCUGCGACACCUGAGUGUGCACUUCAGCUGUAUGAAAGCGACUGCGGACUUCACAUAAAAGAUUUGGCUAAAAAGAUCAGCACAAUAUUGAAUAAGCCAACUGAGUAUGGUGUCAUGAUGGUAUCAAGGUUGCAGAAGGGCUAUUCCUUUGUCAAUUUGGUUGAAUCAUAUGAUGUUGAUAAAUUGAAGGUCAUUCAAGAAACCUUCAAGACUGAAAACAUACCACUGCAUUUGAAAAAGACUAGUGAUAUAUUCAAAGAAUAUCUUAUAGAUGAUCUUGUACUCUGGCUGUACAAAAUCUGCUCGCAUAAUCCAUCCAUGACUAUUAAACUAUCUCUCCGAGUUUCAAUGUGCGACCAGUGGAAUUCAAGACUACUCUCCACAAAGUACACACCAGGCACAUUGAACCCAUUUAUUCUUAAAAUCAGUCUGCUUGGGGGAUUUGUCGUACCCUAUGAACAAAGAGAUACUUUCCCGUGGUGUAAAUCGUGGAAUUUUCCUCAUCAGGGUGAUCAAUGCCACGACCCUAGAAUCACCCAUAUAAUGCAUGCAUACGACAGAAGAAUAGAAGACACAAACGUUGAAAGUCCUGUUGCGAGAUUCAGCCCUUUUCAUGGUUCUAGAUUCCAGUAUCUUCUAACAGAAGGUACUUCACUUUUGCCCAAAUUGUCCAAAUUUCGCCUUCUCAAGGCGCUUUGUUGUAUAUUCACCAUUGGAGACGAUUCACGGAACUGUUUGGCUGCUCAAUAUCUUGAUAUUUAUCCGACGCUACUUUACAAUACAGUAGCUUCUGAUUCACUUGGCUACAAAGUUUCUCUGAUGAGUGUGCUAUCACAGUACAUAUUUCAAAAUCCGCGGAUCGCAAAUAUGAUUAUUCCUUCUGGAUUUAUCGAACGUGUGACUCAAUUUGCAUUCACUUUAAUGUCUUUUUUGCCGGAAGAACUCAUGGAAUGUCCACCAGUUCCGUUAUUCCGUGAUUUUCGACUUCCAGAUGACACAAUCAAAAAUAAGCGAACAGUAAUAUGCUUCAAAGACAUUUACUUAGUGAUGUCUACCAAUACAGUACCCGAAAAGCUUCUUGCAAAUGAUGCUAUAGUUCAGACAAUGGUCAACUGUUUUUCCGCAUUCAAUAAUAUUUUACCGCUAAAGCGUGAAACUACCGAGCACGUUGAAUUUGAGAACUUCGAUUUUUCAUCCUUUUACUUUUUCUUUUCUUCAAUUCUUGUGAUGAUUGACGGAUUCACUCGCAACAUAUGUCUUUUGCAGAACCCAACACUUAGGAAGAGUGUAGUGGGCCGCUUUUUGCGCAUGUCUCUUCUUAAAGAGUUUAAAUUGCUAAAGUCUUUUCGCACAACAAAACUGGAUCCUAGUUAUCCCGGAAACGCAGUUGCUCUAGAUGAUAUUGGCUUACCGGUAGUCAAUGAAAUGGUCUGUAAUAGCAGGUCUCAAAUUAUCAAAUUUCAGGUAGGGAUUGACACACAGAAUUUUUUCAAUCCGAUGUCAUACUUUAUUAAGUUCGUCCUUCAAUGGAGCCAAUGUGGCCGUUAUGAACCUUUGUCCAAGGAACUUACGGAAUGCUUAGAUUUUAGAGAGUUUUUUGACGACACAAAUCAUUUGAAUUGGAUAUCUGAAUCCGCAUUAUCAACUUUGGUGUUGAUAUCACAAAUCGGAGUUGGUUUUUGGGUGAGAAAUGGUUCACCUGUGCAACACCAACUGAGGAUGUACACAAAAUACAGCAUGCGAGAGUUUACAUAUUUCAGUGACAUUUUCAUGAUACAGUUCUCCAUGAGCUUUUGUAACCCAACUGAUUUUAUGGUUACAUAUCUUACGAGAUGGGGCCUAAAAAACUGGUCUGAAGGCAUUCCCAUGGGCGAUUACCCCGACGACAUUAUAACAGCUUCUAUGGUUGAUCAAUGCCUUCUCUUAUUAAUUCAGUUACUGAGUGAGGUGAGAAGCUUGACCAUGAAAUCGUCUAUCGAGGGAUUCGAGAAAACAAUGCAAGUCGAGAUAGUCCAUGCGCUGUGCUUUAAAAACUCAUCUCACACCGACAUUGUCAAUUCCAUCCCCGAGCAUGUGACUAAGCAUCCCGCCUUCGAUCUAUAUCUAGAAUCCCUGACUAACUAUAUCCCCCCCGCAGGACUUACAGAUAGUGGGAUAUAUUCACUCAAAAAAGAGUACUACUCCACAGUUGAUCCUUAUUUUAUAGGAUUUCAACCUAGUAAGCGUUACGAGGCAGAAAAGUUGGUUAGAAAGCAUAUGGCUAAAGAGAAAAAGAUUAACUACGGAGACACAUUUGUUCCCGCGAAAUAUCUUUCGGAUACUUUGAAAAAUACGCCUUACGUGAAUCUAUACCAAAUUUCCAACACUGAGAUUUUUGGAGUCUUUUUAAAAAAUACGCUAGAUCACAUUAAGAAGUUCAAUUAUGAAGUAAUGCUGAGCAAGGCAGUCCAUCUCAUUCAUCUGUGCAUGGUGAACAACACACUAGAAUUUAGCAAAAUAUUCUGGAGAGAGUAUGCCACUGAUGAGACAGAGCUUUAUUAUUAUAACAGCAUAGGGUCAUUACUAUAUUCGUUUUUACUCAGGGAAGAAUUCUCCAACGAGCAUGGAAAGAUCAGAGAAAUCUUUUCAUUUUUACACGAAAACGCCCCUCAUGUGAACAUUGAAGAUUUUCUCAAGGAGCAGACACCAUCAUUUGUACCUGAAAUACUUACAAAUUCUGUUGUUUGCUCCAAAAGAAUUGAUGAAGAAUUCGAAAAGAAAAAAAAAUUGGCUCGAGCAAAACGAGAUAAAGUGAUGAAGAGAAUAGCUAAGCAGCAACAACAAUUCAUUGCCAAUAACCAAACUCCAUUUGACGAGGAAAUUUGCGAUAGAUCAGAAACUCUGCAAAAGGGAACAGCAAUUGGUUGGAGGUAUCCCGAAUGUUCUUGCGUUUUUUGUAAAAUGCAUAGGGAUGAUGACGCUUUUGUCUAUUUCACAUACCUUGAGAGAAAUGCUUGUGAUCAAGUUCUGGAGGUCAACACAAAUGAAGACAUUUCCUACUCUUUUGAGGCAAAGAUCCCAGAAAAGCCACAUAAUGAAUUAUCAGAUGCGUUCACACAAGAAGAAUUAAAUGCUAUCAACAGCUUAGACAUAAAGCGCACCAUACAAAAGCCAGUAUUAAGGACUUGUGGUCAUGGCGCACAUAUCAGCUGCUUGAUGAGCCACAUGAAGUCUGCAAGAACAAUUCAUAACCAUAUCACGAAAAACGUUCCGAUAUCGCUCGGGUUUUCCUUAAUGUUUUGCCCACUGUGUUCCGCACUAACGAAUUCUUUUUUGCCCUGCAUAGUGCAAUUCAACUCUCGCCGAAAAGACGCUCUAUUUCAUUCAGAGCAUUUUACUGAGCCUGAAUCUCCAUCCACGCUCUUGUUAUCAAGCUGCGUGAAAUCAAUUGUAAUAUUGCAAACCUUGCUUGCUGAAGACUCUACAACAUCGACGGGACCUGUUGAUACCCUCUGUCGGUUGUUGACAGAUACUUUAUCCAAUGCAGAAAUUUGUUACAGAUUUUCAGACUCUAGCAAUUCGGGGUCGUUUAUUGCAUACAAAAUCAAUAACCAACAUCUUCUAACACUGCGGCUACUUAGUGAAAUGAAGAGAUUUUUAAUGAGUAAUGAGGCCCAACUCAGUUGUUUGAUGGCAAAACAGUUUUCGUCGUUUAUAACGCCAUUUAACAUCACAGAUUGGAAGGCAUUUACAGAGGAUUAUGUUGACUGCGAUCUCCUUUGUUUGGCUAACUUUUUCAUACAGCCAGCUAAGAACAAUAUUAGGACAAGUGAUAUGCUACAUGAGCUUAUCAAAAAACGUUUACACCAAGAGCUUCUCCUAAUAUCGAAAAAGCUUUUCACAGGCUCCAGGAAGUUUUUUUGCAUUUUGGCGCUUGCUCAAGACCAUGAAGUUGAUUCGAAUGUCGAGGGAGAAGUUUUAGCACUAGCUGAAAUACUGAAUGGCUACUUGCCAUUAUUUACUUUAACCGGGGAAUCAUUGAAUACAACUAAUUUGGCAACCAUACUUUUUCCUGUCUACAAACUGAUUCAGAGGUCAUUAACAGUAUUUUUACGAAGAGUAGCGAUGAUGGUACAUGCUGAUUAUCCGAUCAACUUUCAGGAUGGAACAUAUCUGGGCCAUGAAAGGGAACUGGAUAAUCUACUUGACUUUUGUCACCUGCCAUCGUUCAAGAACAUAUUGGUGCAAUUUCAAUUACAAGAUAUGACUACCGCUCUCGGACUUGCUAGCCGCCAGCUGUCAAAAGAUUCGGGUGCGAGUUUUGCCAAGAAACUUGAGAAUAUAAGCAUUUAUUACGCAGGCGAAAUCUCACUGAUCGAUUUGCCUUAUAAUUUAUCACAUUUUAGCGUUAACGAUGAUGACCACAUCAGAUUUAGGGCAAAUAAAGAAGAGACCGCAAUUUGCUUGUUUUGCGGAACGAAAGUCGAAGUACAAAAUAGCGUUCCAAUUCAUAACUUUUCGAUAGGGGAGUGCACCAAUCACAGUCUUAAUGAAUGCCAAGUCAAUUCAACUUACGGAUGCUUUCUGCUGGUUAGAAGCAACACUGUAUAUUUGGCAUAUGAUCGAAGGGGAACAUUUUAUCGUGCACCUUACCUAAAUAGACACGGCGAAACUGAUGAGGACUACAGAAAUGGUACUCCUGUUUUUCUGAACACAAAACGAUAUUCACACUUGAGUCAUGAUAUUGUGUUCGGAAAUAUGAUUCCUCAUUUAGUUUUCAGAUUAACAGAUACGACAUCUGAUCUGGGAGGUUGGGAGAGCAUGUAG